Molecule: messenger RNA, 824 nt
Organism: Drosophila mojavensis
Lineage: Eukaryota; Metazoa; Arthropoda; Insecta; Diptera; Drosophilidae
Product: prisilkin-39
Exons: 2
Coding region: 252-701 (149 amino acids)
Source: RefSeq, a predicted model, not a curated record
UGUUCGGCUAUUCAGUUGUUGGGCUUGAGUAAUGAGCACUGUCCGUCGACAUGUUCGCAGUGCCGUAAAGGCGUUCAAAUUAGUUGUAAAAUCAGCCCGCACGAUACAUUUCAUUUAAUAACAGUUCGGACUUGUUUCUUCUUGCGAGAGUAUAUAAUGCACACACGAUGUCCGAAUGAGCCACAGUCAUCCGUCAACACCGUUCCAGUGAGCUCGUAUAACUCCUACUCAACGAAACCUACAGUCCCAAAAUGCACUCCAUUUCUGCAAUGGCUUUGAUCGCUUCUCUGGCGCUGUGCGCCGCUGAUGUCUCUCAUUUGCCCCUCUCCCGGAGCUACUUGCCUCCGCUCAGUGGUGCCGGCGGCUACUCGGCGUACUCCUCGUAUCCCUCGUACACGGGCAACUCCUACUCCAGCGGUGCCUACUACCCGAGUUCCCGCCUCGGCUCUGGGUACAACUCCGGCUACAGGCCCGGCUACAACUCCGGUCUAGGCUCUGGCUAUGCUGCUCCGCUGGUCACCGCUGGCUACAACAGCUAUGCAGCUGUGCCGCAGUACAACACCUAUGCCACGCCCACACGCACCUAUCUGCCAGCCCUGAUAGGUUACUCGGGUGCUGGCUACUCCGGCUCUGGCUUAGCAGGCUCUGGCUACAGCGGCUUGGAUACUAAAUAUGCCUCCAACGGUGGCUAUAUCUAUUAGGAGACGAUCUCAGGCUUUGCUUGGAACAUCUUCAAAUAUGUCUCUCUACAUCUAGUGUAUAUAUUAUAUAAGUUUUUUUUUUUUCAACGCGUAAUUAAUAAACAAUUCUAUUAUUCAAUUAAA